CUCUCUCUCCCUCCCUCUCUCUCUCUCUCUCUCUCACACACACACACUGCACAUCACCCGCUACAACCUCACCACGCGCUCACACUCGCCGCCAUCCUGCCUGUGUCACACAGCUGGUUAGCUGGUUAGCUGGCUAGCUAACGUUACUUCUUACUAACCGGCGGCUCUGUCGUUGUGUUAACGCUGUUUUCCGUAUUGUUAUGUGUAGACGUGAUUAUCGUUGAAGUAACGGAUUAUCUGCAUCCCUCCUCGGCUGACCGGGAGCCGCCAUGGAAUGCCGUGUUCUGUCCAUACAGAGCCAUGUAGUCCGGGGAUAUGUGGGCAACAAGAGCGCCUCUUUCCCAUUACAGGUUUUAGGGUUUGAGGUGGACUCCAUCAACUCUGUGCAGUUCUCCAACCAUACAGGUUAUUCUCAUUGGAAAGGCCAGGUGUUGACAGCGGAUGAGCUCCAUGUUCUGUACGAAGGAAUCAAACUGAACAACGUACACCAGUAUGACUAUGUUUUAACAGGGUAUACCAGAGACACAUCCUUCUUGGAGAUGGUAGUGGACAUUGUUCAGGAGCUAAAGAGAGCCAACCCCAACCUGGUGUAUGUAUGUGACCCCGUUCUCGGUGAUCAUGGAUCUAUGUACGUUCCUCAGAAUCUUUAUCCGGUCUACAAGAACAAGGUGGUUCCUGUUGCUGACAUUAUUACUCCCAACCAGUUUGAGGCUGAAUUAUUGACAGGGAAAAACAUCAGCACAGAGAAAGAUGCUGUAGAGGUUAUGGACCUUCUCCAUGCCAUGGGCCCGGACACAGUGGUCAUCACCUCCUCUGAUCUGCCCUCCAGACUUGGAGACCGCUUCCUUGUGUCGUUGGGCAGCCAGCGCCAUGUUCGCCCCGACGGCAGCAGGACGACACAGAGAGUUCGAAUAGAGGUUCCUAAAGUGGACGCCGUCUUUGUAGGAACUGGAGAUUUGUUUGCUGCUAUGCUGCUAGCGUGGACACACCACUACCCUAAUGACCUGAAGACGGCCUGUGAGAAGACUUUUUCAGUGAUGCACCAUGUUAUCCAGAGGACCAUUUCGUAUGCUCACGAACUAGCAGGUCCUGGUCGGAGGCCCAGUCCGCCCCAGCUGGAGCUGAGGAUGGUUCAAAGUAAAGCUGACAUAGAAGACCCUGCUAUAGUUACGGAGGCCACAGUCAUAUCCUAACAUUACCGGCCCAUAAGACUCAUACUAACCAUGUCCUCUUCACCCAUAAAUCUCUCAAAUCUCGGUAAAUCUCUCAUCACUGUAAACCUUGACUGUCAUUUCAAAACUUCCACACCUCAUUAUCCAGACUCCUUAAACCCCUUAGUAUUGUAACCCCUUUAGUCCUUUUCCCCUUUAAGUCCUCAGUGUCCUAACCCCCUUAAACUGAACCUUAAACCUGUAACUCCAAAACCCUUUUACCUAAACCCUGUUUGGGAAACCAGAGCCAUGGAUAGACAGUUUGGUCAGACAGACAGUUUGGUCAGACAGACAGGCUCUAACAGCGUGUGAGCUAAAAGCUGUAGUGCUAAGGCUUAUUUCUCACUCCAAGAUAGCUCUAAUUCCACUUGCAUAACACGUAAAAUGCCAUAUAUAAGCUAAAAAAUACAAAAUAUGAGGGUGAUAAGGGUCAUGAAAACCCUCAAAAAACCCAUUUAGGUUCAGUCAUAACCAUGAUAUAGAAACUGUUUUGGUUGUUUUUAACAAACGUGGAGUAGCUAAUACUAGAACUAGUAGUAGUUAAUACUCUGGUGUUCUCAGUGUCUUUACUGAGGAGUGAUAGGUGGCAGGGAGCAAACAUAAAUGAAUGAAUUGAGGCAAAGUAUUUUUUUCCCAUUGUGAAUUCAUAUUUAAAAAUAUCUACUAGCACUUACCAUAAUAAUACUCAUCACAACACAGGAGAGCCUCCCUGAUGACUGAUAGAGUAACUUAACAUGACUGUGUACAGAUACACACAGGAGUACACAUCUCCAUCAAUGCAGUGAGGUGACCCUUUAAACCAUUAAGUAAAAACAAGAUAAUUAUUCUUAUCUGUUAUUUUGGAUUAAAUGGCACAAAGGCUAUGUUCACACUGCAGGCAAAAGUGGCCCAAACCUGAUUUCUGAUCUGUUUUCAUGAAGUGUGAACAGCACAAAUGACAUAGAUCUUUUCAAUUCUGAUUUGGGACACUUUCAUAUGUUGUCCAAAUGAGUUACAGGUCGGAUGUUUUCCAAUGUGACCUCAGUGUGAACAGUCGUUAUAGAAUUCAUGUGACUUUUCCUUCACUCUAGAUUUCAGGACCACAAACGUGUUCACACUGGAAUCUGAUAUGAGCCACAUUCAAAACAUAAUGUGAACAGCCAAACAAAAGCAAGAUCUGAGCAAUAAAUCAGAACUGUGUUAAAGCCAGACACCAGCCCCACAAAAUCUAACUUCUAAUGUAGCAGGAUUAUUUGUUGUUGCAUUCAGAAAUAAAACUCUGCAACAUAUUUGCAGUAUUUACCCCCAAAGUAAACUGAUUCCAGCUGCUAAACUCUACCUCUAAAUUAUUAAAUAUAAACUUGCCUACUUUAUUGCUCUAUAACUGCCACUCAACUCACAUACUCUGUCUAUUUUUGACAGAGCUGCACUGUAGCGGUGGUCCUCCACACCAGUUGCCAAGUAGCAGGAUUGCAGCACUAACACUGGUGUUAAUGAUCAAACACUGUUUAUCUAUGGCUCUGCCCACCACUAUUUCAAGCCCCUCCCCGUCUUACAGCAGUGAUGUAAUGGUGACCAAGUCUAACCCCCUGAGAUCCCUUGAAAAUAUAACAAAGGAAAAAAAAAACGCACAAUGUAUAGUUGAUGUAUAGAUGUUGUACUAUAACUGUAUUGGACCAUCUGUAUGAUAUCUUCUAUCUGAUCUGUCUAUUGGACCAUUGUGUUGAUGCUACUGUACUAUAGACCACACGCACUACAAUAUCACCCAAACCAGAGACAUUUGGGCUGGUUCUGGCACUCCUGGAGGCUCCAGUGGCUCCAGUCGUUGUCGCUUGUUAGUAAUAGGUAACUGUCUAAUAGUCAUAGUAUAUAGUUGAACCUCUUUCAUCUCUACACAACAUAAAGAAAAAACUGGCAACCUGAGCCGUCUGAGCCGUCCCUGGCCGGUUAUACUUCUGCUAGACCAAUCAGAAAUUGGCUACCUCAGUGCCAGAACCAACCCACAUCAUGCCGGGCGGUUCCCGGCCCAGCUCUGGCCCAGAACCCUAUAUCUGAGAGUUGUGCCACUGAAUUUACUGGAGGCCUCGAGAAGUUGUAAGAGGAGACCCUCGUCUUCCCCCACGUCCAGUAUCAGCUCUGUGAAUAUCUGUUGUAGAAAUUGUCACACUCCACUGUGGUUCAACAACAGACAUGAUGGCAGUAGGUCCAAUUUUAAUAUGACGGCAGGUAAAUCUGGGUAAACUGAUGACUGUUCCCCUAUUAAAAAAAGCAUAGAAUAUACAUGAUCUAACCCGUUUUAUCCUUCAUCAAAUGAUUGUUUUGUCUAUAAAAUGGCACAAAUUUGUGCAACUCUAUUUCACUCUAUAUCACUAUUUCCCAGAGCCCAAGGUAAUUUCUUCAAAUUGCAUGUUUUUCCCAACAAAUAUUCCAAGUUUACAGCAAAUUCUCACAUUUGAGAAGCUGGAACCAACAAAUGUUUGACAUUUUUCCAUGAUAAUAACAAUUAAUUGAUCAUCAAAAUGUCAAAGAGUAUCUACAGCACAAUAUGAGGAAACUGAAAUCACCCUACCCCAGAAAACCUUUUUACUACUAUAGCUACAGUUAAAUCUUCAAUUAAAGUGUGUUUGCUGACUCACCCGAUGGCUAACUAGCUACUAUACUAGCUAACUUGUGCUAAAGUCUUCAGUUAUGCCGGGAAAUAAAAUGAUUAAUAAUUCAUUCUAAAUGGCCACCAUAACAUUGAGUUGGGCCGUUGCAGCAGUCUGUUUAUCACAGUGGAGUGUGAUAGGAAAGAGUUGAGGAAAACAUGACAUGCGACCAAUGAUGUCGCGAGAACUUGGCAUGUGCCUUAGCCCACUGCGCUACCAGGGCACCACAGCAGACGAGAUUUUAAUGCAAUUUUAACACUUUUAAGUUACAUCGGAAUCCCCCCCCCCUCCCCGUUGCUUCCUGAUUUGAAUGUUCGGUAAUCUAAUUUAACAGGAAACAGCUAAAAUUAUUUUAACUUUGCUCGGCAACAGCAUACAGUUUUAGAGAGUGUAAACCAAAUAACCGGAGGCCUAAAAAAAGAAAAAAGAAAAAUCCAGAUGUCAUCAGUGUCCCACCUGAGCUGGAUGUAAGGUUCUGGGCAGACCAGUGUAAUUCUGUACUGCUGUUGUUUCUCUAUGGACUGUACUGUGAUACUGCCUUAGGAACCUAACAUCAUAACGCCACAAUACUGCUCACUGAGGGAGAGGUGGAGAGGGAGGAGGAAGGAAACAUGAGAUGUCUUAAAUGUAGGUACUCCUGACUGCAAAUUUCUGUUCUACAGUGCGCCUGAAACAGGAAGAGAUGAGAUUGCAUAUGCUUCGAUUUUCUGUUUGAAUCUAAAAAAAAUGUCUCUUUAGGGCUGCAAGCAGUGAUUUCAUUAUCAAUUAGUUAGAUUAUUCUUUAAAUUAACCAAUUAAUUAUUGGGUUUAAAAAAAGAUUUUUACAGAACAGAAAAUUUACUGUUUUAUUAAACAGAAAAUCAGCAAGUCUUGAAUGAAUCAUUUAAACAAUUGAAUUAUUGUUCUUUAAUUUUCUGUUUUACGACUAACCGAUUUAUCAUUUAAGCCCUACAAUCUUUCCUUUUGUGACUCAAAGAUACACUUCCUGGACUAAUGGUGGGGGGGGGAAUGCAGUCUCAUUUUUAAAAUUGCAAUAGUUAAUAUUGAUUUUUGUACUAGAACAGUUGUAUUGUGCCACUGUAGCACUGAUUGUCAUAUCAAUAACAGACUACUGUGUCUGUGCGCUUGGCCAACCAGCUUUAAGCUCUGCUAUAAUCAACAUGUGCACUAUCCAAUCCUCUGCUUCCUGCUAACAAACCAGUCCGCUGUAUUAUUGGGUCAAAAUCUGUCUAUCUGUCGUGUCUGUGCGUGUUGUGUGUGAGAGAGUGUGUGUACACGUGUAUAUAAAUGUCCUUUGUGGUCACAGGGUUUUGUGUGUGUGUGUGCACGCAUGUGGAGUGAAAGAGGAAAUCCCUGAAAAGUAAAACUAACAAAGAUGGAGGGGUGAGAGAGGAGCAGGGUAAAAAAUAAAAAAAAGAGACAGGAAUAGUGUGCAUGAGGAGGGGAGAGGAGGUAUGUUCAAGAGGACAAUCAUUCUGUGAUGUUAUGCAUUGUUUGACGACUCCCUUUCCCCCCGAUCUGCUUAACAAAUAGACGAUUGUUUUUGUUCUGGACUUCCUGAAAGGGGGAUUUGAAUCUUAAACGUUUCCUUGAUGCCUCGCGUCCCCUCUUUCUCUUCCUCCCCCUCCGCCCAUCCACAUGCAGAUAUAUCUGUCCUUCAACCUGUC
Morone saxatilis (striped sea-bass) is the source of this 5505-nucleotide messenger RNA. RefSeq names its product pyridoxal (pyridoxine, vitamin B6) kinase b (gene pdxkb). The transcript is spliced from 11 exons. Gene Ontology annotation, molecular function: pyridoxal kinase activity. Gene Ontology annotation, cellular component: cytosol. NCBI's taxonomy places the organism in Eukaryota, Metazoa, Chordata, Actinopteri, Moronidae. The record is from RefSeq and is a predicted model, not a curated record. Gene Ontology annotation, biological process: pyridoxal 5'-phosphate salvage. Bases 270 to 1193 code for a protein of 307 amino acids.